Melospiza melodia melodia is the source of this 1191-nucleotide messenger RNA. Its product is annotated as zinc finger protein 135-like. Gene Ontology annotation, molecular function: DNA-binding transcription factor activity, RNA polymerase II-specific; RNA polymerase II cis-regulatory region sequence-specific DNA binding. Gene Ontology annotation, biological process: regulation of transcription by RNA polymerase II. The record is from RefSeq and is a predicted model, not a curated record. Lineage: Eukaryota; Metazoa; Chordata; Aves; Passeriformes; Passerellidae. The transcript has 5 exons.
AUGGAAGAGGAGAAGGAGAAGCCCCACACGUGUGUGGAGUGUGGGAAGAGCUUCAGGCAGAACUCCCAUCUUGUCAGGCACCAACACAUCCACACUGGGGAGAGGCCCCACGAGUGUGAGGAAUGUGGGAAGAGCUUCAGCCAGAGCUCCCACCUGAUCCGCCACCAGAGGACCCACACUGGGGAACAGCCCUACGAGUGUGGCGAAUGUGGGAAGAGCUUCAGCCACCGUUGCAGUCUGAUCUGCCACCAAAAGAUCCACACAUGGGAGAGGCCCUACAAGUGUGAUAAAUGCAGGAAGACGUUUCUGACCAGCUCCCAUCUCCUCCAGCACUAUCGGAUUCACACAGAGGAGAGGCCCUUCCACUGCCCCGGCUGUGGGAAGGGAUUCAGGCACAAAUCCCACCUCAUCACCCACCGGCGCAUUCACACUGGGGAGAGGCCCUACGAGUGUCCCCAGUGUGGGAAGAGCUUCUCCAGCAAUAGCAACCUCAUCGAGCACCAGAGGACCCACACUGGGGAACGGCCCUACGAGUGUGGGGAGUGUGGGAUGAGCUUCAGCCGGAGCUCCCACCUGACCAGCCACCAGAGGACCCAUACUGGGGAGAGGCCCUACGAGUGUGGGGAGUGUGGACAGAGCUUCAGGCAGAGCUCCAGCCUGAUCAGCCACCAGAGAACCCACACUGGAGAACGGCCCCAUGAGUGUGGGGAGUGUGGGAAGAGCUUCAAGUGGAGCUGUGACCUGAUCAAGCACUGGGGGAUCCACACUGGAGAAUGGCCCUACAAAUGUGGGGAGUGUGGGAAGAGCUUCAGGGGGAGCUCUGACCUGAUCAAGCACCAGAGGAUCCACACUGGGGAAUGACCCUACGAGUGUGGGGAAUGUGGGAAGAGCUUUAGGGACCAUGACACCCUGAUCAGGCACCAAAAGAUCCACACUAGGGAGAGGCCUUAUGAGUGUUCCGAGUGUGGGAACAGAUUUCGGUUCAACUCCCAUCUCCUCCUGCACAAUCUGAGUCACACAGAGGAGAGGCCCUUCUUCUGCCCUGAGUGUGGGAAGGGAUUUAAGUACAACUGCCAACUCAUCACCCACCAGUGCAUCCACACAGGGGAGAGACCCUACAAGUGUGGGGAAUGUGGGAAGAGCUUCUCACAGAGCUCUCAUUUGACCCGACACCAAUACAGCCACCGGUAA